UACUAAUAUGUGUGAACAUGUCAAUGGCAGUGAACCAACCAAUGCGGAGGUGUCGUGGACUAGCUGGGUGCACUGAGUUUAUGAAGCUACGUAAGCUUGGUUUGAUUCCUUUGCAGAUUAAUGAUGGUGAAAGGGCAGCAUCAUGUUUGAAUGUGGUGUUCUUUACAACAAGAGUAACAUGGAUUAUCAAUCAUCAUGCAACCAUGGUUCAAAAUAGUUGGGAUGUUGUAGAUGCACAAGAGAAAGAGGAGCUGAUCAAUCGUGUCAGGGCUGAUUUCAUCCUAGAUUGGAGCAAAAGGAAUCAUCGCGAAAUGGUCGAGAAGAACCUCGGAAAGAAGUUCAAUGACUUCCACUACCAGUUUCAUAAAAUAUACAUGGGUUGUGCAACACACCAGGAGGCAUUACUGAAGACAACAUCAUUGGUGGAACCAGAUGUAUGGAAAAAGUUAUGUGAGAGAUGGGGGAGUGACGAAUUCAAGAAAGUAUCCAAUCAAAAUAAGGCCAAUAGGAAAAAGCAGCGUGUGAACCACACACCAGGCAGAAAGUCAUUUGUGAGGUUAAUACAAAAGAUGGUUUUUGAAGUUGGUGAUACUAGCUGGAAUGGCAGAAAAACAGAGUCAUGGGCAUAUAUUUGUUGGUCUAGAGCUUGGUGUUCCAUUUUGUUAAAGGUUAUUUUUGAACUUUGUAGACAUAAGUUGUUUGAGGUUGAUUAAAGAGACAUGAAAAUUUUUUAUGCACCAAUGAGCCUGCAUGCAGGAUGCAAAAACUGUACUUCACUCCCUGGUUAAAAUGUAUAGCCAUGUUAACAAGAAAUCCAAUUUUCAUCUAGAUGAAAAUUUAGCUUUAUGUGUAUAGGAAAAUUAAGCUUCAUCUCCAUAUUUAUGUGUUUAGUGGCAGUAUGUAUUUAGGAAUUUAAGCUUGAUUUUGCAUGACGUUAAGUCUUUCUGCUUGCUAUAAUUCCCGGAUGUGAAAGUAAAUGUGAUGUUCAUUCAAGCUUGUA
This is a messenger RNA of Juglans microcarpa x Juglans regia, 1000 nucleotides long. RefSeq lists its product as uncharacterized. Bases 18 to 713 code for a protein of 231 amino acids. The transcript has 5 exons. NCBI's taxonomy places the organism in Eukaryota, Viridiplantae, Streptophyta, Magnoliopsida, Fagales, Juglandaceae. The record is from RefSeq and is a predicted model, not a curated record.